AUGUCGAUUUUCAAUUUAACGACAUGCAGAACAAUACAGUUUCUAUCUACAUUCAAGAAAUUUGAAAAUGUAUUAUUGUCAGCUGUUACAAUAAAAACACAAAGUCAAUGUUACGGUCCUAAUGGACAAUCUGGUCAAAUACCUAAAAGUGGUCCAUGGAAUGUAUUAUUUUUUGGCACAAACGAAUUUGGAGCAGAAAGCUUAAAAGCUUUAUAUAAUAAAUAUGAGACUCAAGUUGUGCAACGAUUGGAGGUAGUUACUCUGAAUACAGGCAGAGAGGAUGCAGUUAUAAAAUAUGCAAAGGAGAAAGGAAUUGUUAUAAAUAAUUGGCCUCUUGAAACGAAUAUGUCCAACUUUCAUAUUGGUAUAGUUGUUUCAUUUGGUCGUUUAAUUCCAACUAAGAUUAUAAAAUUAUUCCCACUUGGUAUGUUAAAUGUCCAUGGUAGUUUAUUACCAAAAUGGAGAGGAGCAGCACCAAUAAUUUAUUCAUUAAUAAAUGGAGAUCAUCAAACAGGAAUAACAAUAAUGAAGAUAAAGCCAAAGAAAUUUGACACAGGAGAAAUAGUCCUACAAAAACAAAUUAAUAUAAGCGAGCAUGAAACAUUACCUGAGUUGUAUACUAAAUUGGCAAAACUUGGAGCAGAUGCAUUAACAGAAAUAUUUGAGGAUCUAUCACAAGCGUUGCAAUUUACAAAGCCUCAAAAUGAAGUAGACGCAACAUAUGCGCCAAAAAUAACAUCGAGCAUAGCUUUAGUUAAAUGGGAUGAAAUGUCUGCAAAAAUUGUUUAUAACUUACAUCGUGCUCUGUUAGGAUUAUAUCCAUUAAGUACAAAAUUUCAGGAUAAAACAGUAAAAUUACAUGAUAUUACGAUAGCUGAAGAAUCGAUUACAAGGAAACUUGACGGAGAAAUGCCAGGAACAGUAAUAUAUGAUAGAAUAAGUGAUGCAUUAAUUAUAAAGUGUGCAGGAAACAGUUGUAUUUCUGUAAAGAAACUAAUUAUUCAAGGUAAAUCUGUUAUGAAGGCACGAGAUUUUAAUAAUGGUUUCAUAGCUGGAAAGAAAGAAUCGAAAAUAUUUUUUUCGUAG
Dufourea novaeangliae is the source of this 1086-nucleotide messenger RNA. RefSeq names its product methionyl-tRNA formyltransferase, mitochondrial. The transcript is spliced from 6 exons. Gene Ontology annotation, cellular component: mitochondrion. The coding region runs from base 1 to 1086 and encodes 361 amino acids. NCBI's taxonomy places the organism in Eukaryota, Metazoa, Arthropoda, Insecta, Hymenoptera, Halictidae. Gene Ontology annotation, molecular function: methionyl-tRNA formyltransferase activity. The record is from RefSeq and is a predicted model, not a curated record. Gene Ontology annotation, biological process: biosynthetic process; conversion of methionyl-tRNA to N-formyl-methionyl-tRNA.